CAGGAAGGAAGGGAGGGAGGGAGGAAGGAAGGGAGGCAGACCUGGUGAUUUUAUUCUGUUGUUCUGACUUUAUCGAGGCUUAGACUUGAAAGGCCGUGGCGGUUCAUGACAGCUAGUCUGCUUUCCUUACCUUCCAGCGCGGGGAAAACAGGUUGCUGUCAUAAUCACUGAUUCCAUGAGGCAGGGAGGCUGGUAAGAUGCAAAAUGAUCCUAGAGCCUGGGGAGCCUCCAGGGCGAGGCCGGGGUGGGGGUAACAUAGGGUAAGAAUAGUAAAGACGGGCUUCCUGGAAGAGGUGGGCCCGUGUAGGAGCAGGGGAGAAGAGAGAGGAGGGCUUCUCGGAGGAGGAAGGCCCAUUUUAAGGCAGGAGCCCACUGGCCCUGUUUUCCCUGAGAGGAGUUGGGGUCCCUGUGCCGGCUGUGGUCCUGGACUCUAGAAGGGGCGCUGGACGGAGCUGGAGGGGGGAAGCCCAGCCUACUCGGGCUCUGGACUCUGCCCAGGAAUUUGCACUAAAAAGAGAAGACAGGCCAAAGGGCAAGCAGGUUGAAUUCAUUCGGUCCCCGUGGAAACAACACGCUUCUGUCCAUCUCCGAGAGUAACUCGUUCACCACAAAGAUCCGGAAGGUGCAGCACAUGGAGGACGACGCACCCAGACGAAGAGAGUCCAUCUCUCUCACAUUUGUGGCCAAUGGUCUGGAGAACAAGGGGGUUGAGCUCUUGGAAAGCCUGGAGGAAGGCCGGAUCCCUGGCCAUGACUCAGGCCCCGAAGAGGGUGGGGACAACCGGAACGAGGCCAGCCCAGAGCCCUUCUCCGGAUGGAGGAGCCUGCAGCCAGCCCUGAGGGCCACCAGACGCUUCUGCAGGGAGCACGCACAGCUAUUUCAAUGGAUCUGCACAGGCCUGCUCUCUACUGAUACUCACAGAGAUCACGCCUGUCACCUCAGUGCCUGCUUUGCGUUCGCUGCCUUCCUGCUGACUGCCGGCCUCCUGGAUUUCCAGAGGGCCCUGGCUCUCUUUGUCCUUACCUGUGUGGUCCUUACCUUCCUGGCCCAUAGCCUGCUGAGGAGGCUGCUAGGGCCCCGACUGCUGAGGUGUGUCAAGCCCCUGGGGCACUGCCGCCUGAGCUUCUGGGUUGAGAGGGGUCUGGCCCUCACUGCUUUCCUGGGUUUGAUCCUGUGGCUGAUUCUGGACACAUCCCAGCGACCUGAGCAGCUAGUGUCCUUUGCAGGAAUUUGCGUGUUCAUCGGUCUCCUCUUUGCCUGCUCGAAGCAUCACUAUGCAGUGUCCUGGAGGGCUGUGUUCUGGGGCCUUGGACUACAGUUUGUGCUUGGACUCUUCGUCAUCAGAACAGAACCAGGAUUUAUUGCAUUCCAGUGGAUGGGCAACCAGAUCCAGAUCUUCCUGAGCUACACGGAUGUCGGUUCCAGCUUCGUGUUUGGGGAGGCGAUGGUCAAGGGUGUCUUCGCAUUUCAGGUUCUGCCCAUUGUCAUCUUCUUCAGCUGUGUCAUGUCAGUUCUGUACUAUGUGGGCCUCAUGCAGUGGGUGAUUCAGAAGAUCAGCUGGCUGAUGCAGACCACCAUGGGCACCACGGCCACUGAGACCCUGAGUGUGGCAGGGAACAUCUUUGUGAGCCAGACUGAGGCUCCUCUGCUGAUCCAGCCCUACUUGGCAGACAUGACGCUCUCUGAAAUCCAUGCUGUCAUGACCGGAGGCUACGCCACCAUUGCUGGGAGUCUGCUGGGUGCCUACAUCUCCUUUGGGAUCGAUGCCGCCUCCCUGAUUGCCGCCUCCGUCAUGGCUGCCCCUUGCGCCCUGGCCCUCUCCAAGCUGGUCUACCCCGAGGUAGAGGAGUCCAAGUUCAGGAGCCCCGAAGGGGUGGAACUGACCUGCGGAGAUGCUCAGAACCUCCUAGAAGCAGCCAGCAGUGGAGCUGCUGUCUCUGUGAAGCUGGUGGCCAACAUCGGAGCCAACCUGAUUGCCUUCCUGGCGUUGCUGGCCUUCAUCAAUGCGGCCCUCUCUUGGCUGGGAGCCAUGGUGGGUGUCCAGGAGCUCAGUUUCCAGCUCAUCUGCUCCUACGCCCUGCGGCCUGUGGCCUUCUUAAUGGGUGUGGCCUGGGAGGACUGCCCAGUGGUGGCUGAGCUGCUGGGAAUCAAGCUGUUCCUGAACGAGUUCGUGGCCUACCAGGGGCUCUCCCAGUACAAGCAGCGCCGCCUCUCUGGAGCUGAGGAGUGGGUCGGCCCCAAGAAGCAGUGGAUCUCUGUCAGAGCAGAAAUCCUCACAACUUUUGCCCUCUGUGGAUUUGCCAACUUCAGUUCCAUUGGGAUCAUGCUGGGAGGCCUGGCCUCCAUGGCCCCCCGACGGAAGAGCGACUUCUCCCAAAUAGUGCUCCGGGCACUCUGCACGGGGACCUGUGUGUCCCUGGUGAAUGCCUGCGUGGCAGGGAUCCUCUAUGUGCCCCGGGGGAUUGCAGCCGAUUGCAGGACCCUCCUGAACGCGACCCUCAGUAACAGCAGCUUUGAGGUGUAUCAGUGCUGCCGCCAGGCCUUCCAGAGCACCAACCCAGAGGUCAGCCGAGGGGCUCUGGACAUCUGCUGUCGAUUUUACAACCACACGAUCUGUGCGUAGCGGGGACAGCCCGUCUUCGGCCUUCUGGGGGCCGUCCCCACCUUUCUCUCUCCAGGCCUGUCCUGGGGGAAGCCACGGGACUUAGACUCCCCUCAGUCACUCAGUUGGAAAGGAGUGAUGGGGUGAGCAGGCAGGUGAGAAGUGAGGGAUGCCCCCCAAUCCUUGCCCCCUUCCUGCUCCUUCUGGAAAUAUGAAUUCUCGGGGCCACCUCAGCCUCCUCUUCUCUCCCCUCCACAUCCCCACAGCACCCUGGUCUUCUCUGUCUCCCCACUGUGCGUCUCUCCUAUGCACCCUUCCCUCCAGUUAUGGGGUCCCUCCCCCUGGGCUUUGCAGCUGCCUCCCCCUUCUUCUGCUGGCACUUGAAUCUUGCCCUGGCUUGCCCUGGUCAGAUGGGUUCUCCUGGGAACCCUCUUUGGAGGUUCCCCUGCUGCCUUUGCCCACCGCACUUCCCAAACUGGUAUCCCAUGGAACACUGUCUCCACAAGGUGUUUGGAAGAUUCCAUGACUCACCAGGCUUGGAAAACACGGGGCUAAAUAAACUUAGAAGGGCUUUGCUUU
Molecule: messenger RNA, 3181 nt
Organism: Canis lupus familiaris (dog)
Lineage: Eukaryota; Metazoa; Chordata; Mammalia; Carnivora; Canidae
Gene: SLC28A1
Product: solute carrier family 28 member 1
Exons: 19
Coding region: 632-2623 (663 amino acids)
Biological process (GO): pyrimidine nucleobase transport; cytidine transport; uridine transmembrane transport
Cellular component (GO): membrane
Molecular function (GO): pyrimidine- and adenosine-specific:sodium symporter activity
Source: RefSeq, a predicted model, not a curated record